Messenger RNA from Aethina tumida (small hive beetle), 445 nucleotides. RefSeq lists its product as uncharacterized. The coding region runs from base 73 to 399 and encodes 108 amino acids. NCBI's taxonomy places the organism in Eukaryota, Metazoa, Arthropoda, Insecta, Coleoptera, Nitidulidae. The transcript has 3 exons. The record is from RefSeq and is a predicted model, not a curated record.
UCAGCAUUCACCCCAGUUUACUUCUACGUUUUCUCCUACCAAGGCGUCUUGGGUACCACUUCAAACAGAACCAUGCCCGGUGUUGGACACGCUGAGGAACUACGAUAUCUGUUCAAAGGCAACGAAACCAACAUUAAUGCAUCAGACCAAAGAACUAUUCAGAGGAUGACCACUAUGUGGACGAAUUUUGCUAAAUAUGGGACGCCAACUCCAAAAGAGGACUCACUGUUUGAUAAUGUGAUUUGGGAACCUGCAAGAGCGUCAAACGCUUCAUCAGAUCUCAAGUACUUGAACAUUGGAGUUAGCUUAGCACUUGGAGUUAAUCCAAAUGAAAAAGAUGUACGUUUCUAUCAAGAUUUGUAUAAUAAGUUCGGAAAUCCUCCUUAUACUACAUACUAGAUUGUAUAAUUUGAAUAAAGUUUGCAAAAAUAUAUUAAGUUUUAAC